UGUAGUCCGCUGCCCCCUUCCACGACACGUUUUCUCUUGCUCUAUUUACUCUUUCAAGCUCUUACAACUCAGGGCGUGUGAACGAAUUAGUUGCUAAUCUUACAUAUUCAGCACCCAAUUUACUAUCAAAAUCUGCUUAUCACUUGUAGCCAACCAUUCUAUCUGUUUUAUUUUCUUCAAAAUAUAUAAGCUUUAAUAUAUCGAGCAGCUUAAACAGCCAUGACCAUAGCCAUUCAGAAAUGGCUUCUCUUUCUUUUUCUGCAUAUACAUCUUCAUGGUCUCAUCCUAGCGCAGCUGCCUGAUUUACGAUACUCUUCAUGUGGUAACAAUGGUAACUACACUGAAAAUAGUACAUACCAGAACAAUCUUAACAAACUCCUCUCUUCCCUUUCCUCAAAUAUGGAUAAAUAUGGUUUCUAUAAUGCUUCCAUUGGCCAAAACAUUGAUACGGCCAGUGCUAUUGUGCUAUGUAGAGGAGAUGUGAAGGUGGAAGAAUGUCGCGGUUGUGUCAAUAACGUUUCUCAAAAGCUGGUACAGUUAUGUCCUAACCAGAAAGAAGCUUUUGGUGGCUAUGAUGAAUGUAUGUUACAGUACUCGAAUCAAUCCAUUCUAGGCACUACCUCAUUUUCUACUAAAUAUUACUUGUGGAAUUCUGGGGAUGCUUCAAAACCUGAGGAGUUUAACCAGGAGCUGAGAAAAUUAUUGGAUGAUUUGCGAGGCCAAGCUGCAGGUGGUGGUCCUCUUCGAAAAUAUGCUAGUGGUAAUGCCACCGGUCCAAAUUUUCAGACUAUAUAUGCACUUGCGCAGUGUACUCCUGAUUUAUCUCCUCAGAAUUGCGUCGAUUGUUUAACUGACGCUUAUGGAGAUAUGCCUAAUUGUCCCUGCAAUGGCAAGAGGGGUGGCAGAAUCAUAGGGGUUAGGUGCAAUUUCCGCUAUGAAAGUUCCCGUUUCUUUAAUGAGGUGCCGUUCGAAGCUCUGCCACCUACAGGGAAUGAUGACAAAACAGUUCCAAUAGGGAAGGAUGAUGGAACAGCUCCAACAGGGAAAGAUGAUAAAACAGCACGAACUGUCAUCAUCAUCGUCGUGCCAAUUGUUGCAGUUGUUAUUCUUAUAGUUUGUAUUUAUGUCAUCUGCAUGAAGAUGCGAAAGAGAAAGCUGGUGGACGAAAUUCAGAGUAUACGCGGGGAUGAUAUUAGCACCGCAGAAUCCUUGCAAUAUGAUUUUUCUACAAUUAGAGCAGCAACAGAUAACUUCUCAAAUGCUAAUAAGUUGGGACAAGGCGGAUUUGGUCCUGUGUACAAGGGUAAGCUUUCAAAUGGGCUAGAAGUAGCAGUGAAAAGAUUGUCAGCAGACUCAGGCCAAGGUGAUCUAGAAUUCAAAAAUGAGGUCUUGUUGGUUUCUAGGCUUCAACACAGGAAUUUGGUUAGGUUGCUGGGAUUUUGCCUAGAUGGAACAGAGAGACUUCUUGUCUAUGAAUUUGUUCCUAAUGCAAGUCUUGACCAGUUUUUAUUUGAUCCAAUUAAGCGUAGGCAACUGGAUUGGGAAAGGCGAUCAAAAAUCAUAGGGGGCAUUGCUAGGGGAAUUCUUUAUCUUCAUGAAGAUUCUAGACUUCGGAUCAUUCAUCGUGAUCUUAAAGCUAGUAAUGUUUUACUAGAUGCAGAAAUGAAUCCCAAAAUCUCAGAUUUUGGCAUGGCAAGGCUAUUUACAUUGGAUGAAACUCAAGGCAACACAAGCAGAAUUGCUGGGACCUAUGGAUAUAUGGCACCAGAAUAUGCGAUGCACGGACAAUUUUCAGUCAAAUCAGAUGUUUUUAGCUUUGGAGUACUAGUCUUAGAAAUUUUAAGUGGCCAAAGAAACACUUGUUUCAGAAAUGGAGAAUCUGUGGAAGACCUUCUGAGCUAUGCUUGGUCGAACUGGCGCGAAGGAACAGCUACAAAUUUGAUAGACCCCAUGUUGAGGGGAAGCACGGGACUGGCUCGUGACAUAAUGAGAUCCAUCCACAUUGCUUUAUUGUGCGUUCAAGAAAAUGUGGCAGAUAGACCAACUAUGGCUGCAGUAGUUCUCAUGCUCAGUAGCCUCUCUUUGAGUCUUCCAGUUCCUUCAGGGCCUGCAUAUUAUAUGCACACUGAUAUUAGCGCAGAGACUUCGCUUAUUCAAGAAUACAAUUCAAGAAUGUCAGAAUCUAGUGAACUAGCCAAAAGUAAAUCUGUUUCUUCAUCACGAAAUGAGGCGUCGAUGACUGAGUUAUAUCCUCGUUAACAUUCUUAGUCAUAAUUAGUUGCCUUUUUCUUUGUUUUCCCAUUUACUUUGUUAUUUUGUUCAAACUCCAAAUAGUUUGGGAUUGAGAUUGAUUAAUUAAGGAUUUUGUGUUUUGUCACAAAGUUUAAAUUUGUUUCGUAGGUAUUACUCGAGUAAAUUUCAUAGUUGGUCAUUCA
Nicotiana attenuata is the source of this 2435-nucleotide messenger RNA. Its product is annotated as putative receptor-like protein kinase At4g00960. Gene Ontology annotation, molecular function: protein kinase activity; ATP binding. The record is from RefSeq and is a predicted model, not a curated record. Bases 220 to 2259 code for a protein of 679 amino acids. The transcript is spliced from 7 exons. Lineage: Eukaryota; Viridiplantae; Streptophyta; Magnoliopsida; Solanales; Solanaceae. Gene Ontology annotation, biological process: protein phosphorylation.